AUGGUCGGUUCGAUACUGCGCAACCUCUUCUCCCCGUCGACGCGGCGUCUCGCGCCAACAGUCACAUCCGCCCUCCCAAGGACCAUCGUCAAUGCGUCGCCGCAGCGCUCCUUUUCGACGACGUCCCCUGUCUCCGCCACUCUCAACCAAGUCCUCCGCGGCUGCCGCAAAGGCAAAAAGGCGCGCCACGCCACGUCGCCUGCGCUGGCGGCCUUGCAGAGUCCCGCGAUGAAGGGUGUCUGCCUACGUGUCGGUGUCGUCCGUCCCAAGAAGCCCAACUCGGGGGAGCGCAAGAUUGCGCGUGUCAAGCUCAGUUCCGGCACGCACAUUACGGCGUACAUCCCCGGUGAGGGUCACAAUAUCCAGCAGCACAGCGUCGUGUUGGUGAGAGGCGGGCGGUCACAGGAUUGUCCUGGUGUGCGGUACCAUCUGGUCCGUGGAGCGAUGGAUCUGGGCGGCAUUGCGAAUCGUGUAUCGUCGAGAAGUAAAUACGGAUCAAAGAAGCCCAAGAAGGCGACGGUUGGUUAA
This is a messenger RNA of Emericellopsis cladophorae, 528 nucleotides long. RefSeq names its product 37S ribosomal protein-like protein. Gene Ontology annotation, molecular function: structural constituent of ribosome. Gene Ontology annotation, biological process: translation. The record is from RefSeq and is a predicted model, not a curated record. Bases 1 to 528 code for a protein of 175 amino acids. Gene Ontology annotation, cellular component: ribosome; small ribosomal subunit. The transcript has 2 exons. NCBI's taxonomy places the organism in Eukaryota, Fungi, Ascomycota, Sordariomycetes, Hypocreales, Bionectriaceae.